GCACAUUCUGACCUUAUCCGUUAAACUAUAAGUGUGGAAACGACCUAGUACAUGCGGACUUCUGCGAGACUUAUGAGUGUGCUGAAUAUGCCUCCACAGACAGCAGUAAAAUUACAGAUGCUUUUCGCCAUGUCUUUUGCAUGGGCCUACCAAGAAAUACCCAAGUACCAGCACCGAGACCCUGUGACCACUAAGCUGCUGCUUUGUGACCAGUGUCCACCUGGCACUGCCGUGGAACGCCACUGCAGCACGGAGGAAGCCACCAUUUGUGUCCCCUGCCCAGAAAAACGCUUUGCGGAACAGUGGCAUUGGGGAGACAGCUGUCAACAUUGUACAUCUGUCUGCAAAGAAAGGCAGAUUGUACGAAGGGAAUGUAACAGCACUCAUGACAGGCUCUGUGAGUGUAUACCUGGGUAUCACCUGGUGGUAGAAUUUUGUGUCCGUCACACCCCUUGCUUACCUGGCUCUGGAGUCGCUGUACAGGGCACACCAGAGAGGAACACAGUGUGUGAGAAGUGUCCCCAGGGUUAUUUCUCCAGCACAUCGUCAUCCACUGAGCCGUGUAUGCCCCACAAGGAUUGCACUCAGCUGGGCCUGAAGACUGUCAGACUAGGCACAACUACACAGGACACACUGUGUGAAUCUGAGAAUAAAGAGUUCACUUUUGACUGCUCCCAUCAGCACACAGAAUGUCACACUGAAAUUACACUAUGCGAGGAAGCAAUAUUUCAGUUCCUUGCAUCACCUCCUUUGGCCUCUGUCCCUGUGGAGCAUCUUUCUGAGAGCCUUCCAGGACGCAAAGUGGACUGGAAGAGUGUUGAAAAGCUGAAGAAAAGCUGCAGUCCUCAGCAGCAGGCACUACAUCUGCUCCGUCUCUGGAGAGAGCAAAAUAAGGACCAAGACAAACUCCUCAGCAUCAUCCAAGGUGUAAACCACUGUGAGAGGAAGGUAUCUCGCUGUGCCAGUGUAAAAAACCUCACUCUGGAAGACCUGUUGCUCCUGAUGGACAGUUUACCUGGUGAGAAAGUGAGCGACGAGGAUGUACGGACCCUGGUAAACACCUGUCCCUCCCAACGUUACAUCCUACAUCUCCUCCACCUGUGGAAGAUUCAGAACGAAGGUCAGGACCUGGCCAAGGCUUUAUCUCACAGUCUCCGCAAACUACGUUCAAAAGGUGCCCGCCGCCCCCUUCUAAAAAUUCUAAAGAGGAUCAGUCGGAUUAUUAGUGUGUCAUCCAUACACCGUAUGUAUGAAAAGAUGAUUGUCAACAUGAUCCAGGACAACACAUGUUUCAAAACUAAACUGUACAAUGACUAAUUAUACUAUAUCAAAGGACAAUUGAAAUUUAGUUAUUUAAAUGAAAAGUUGUACAUAGAUUUGGACAGUUGUGGGCUAAAAGGGGACAGGGCUGGGUAACUGAUUUGUUGUUAAGAUGCUUUUUUUUUAUUUUUUUUUUAUUUUUUUUAUAUUGGACUUAAACUUUGAGUUUGAUUCCAAAAUGGAAAUAUAAGCCAACUGCUGGAGCAAAAUCACCUUUAAUUCAGGUUAUUGCUCGACUCUGAAAUGGAAUGCUUUAUUGAAGUUGUAAAUAAUGGAAAUUGGUUAUGAAUGUAUAAUAAAAUAGAGAGCAGUUAUGUUUUAUUUAACUGUAAUUAUGUAUUGUCAGGUUUUGUUAUGUUUAUAACAUUUUAAAAAAUAACAAAUAUAUAUUUAUCAAUUUGUCAGAAAACUGAACUUUAAAAAUUCAGUAGACAAUUUGUUUUUAAUUUAUGGAUAAAUGUGACUAUUUUGAGUCUAUAUUGAUGUUUACCACCACAUAUUCUCAUAACCACAGUGAUCUGAUAAAAAAAAAAAGCUUUUAAGCUCCUAAAUAUUGGAUAUAUAUGGCCAUCUAAACCCUGUCUUUACUGUUUUUGAUGUACCUUUACAUGAUCUACAUGUAUAGAUAAUAAGGGUAAAAGGGUCAAUUUAAUUUAGAACAAUAGGAAAUUAGCCUAUUAUUUAACUUUAAAUUUCUCAACAGUUUUUGUUUAUAAUCAGUUCUAAUAAGAUUAGAUUGUUAAAUAUGUCUUUCAAGCUAAAAUGGCCCCAAUUAUAAUAUAAGUUUUAACAGAAGUAUCAGGUCUGCCUGCCAGGAUGUAAUAAAACACUUCUUUUUACUGAGUUUAAUAUUAAGUCCUCAUGUUUUUAGAGGCUGUUGUGUUUAGAUAUUACAGGGCUGGAUUAUAGAGCAGGCAAGUGGGGCCAGUUACCCAGGCUUCCGAUUGUCAUCAGCCUAAGUCCCCUAAUUACUAUUUAGUCAUCUAUUGUUAGCCUACCAAAACUUUUAAAUUGCCUGUCAUUUAAUGUAGUAUAAGGCAUCUAUCACUAUGGAAUGUGAGGGCCUCCAGGGACAAGUGACCAGGGACCUUGCAAAACCAUGUCCUGACCCUGAAAACUUGUAAUCAUGAAAACUUGUAAACAAGCAUUCACUUGUAAACUCUUUAAUACUAUUUUUGCUGAAUCUGUAGUUAUGGAAGCUAUUAAUGUAAUCUUAAUUUUAAUUUAAACUCUCAAACACCCUGGGAUGUACUUAUUGUUUGAUGUCCAUUUCUCACUAAUACAUGAUAAUACAUAACAUGUCUUUUUUAAUUAUCAGUGUAAAUCUGCUUACUGUUUUUUCUAUUAAAUUAAAUUUUUGUAUUAAUCACUCUU
Molecule: messenger RNA, 2694 nt
Organism: Ctenopharyngodon idella (grass carp)
Lineage: Eukaryota; Metazoa; Chordata; Actinopteri; Cypriniformes; Xenocyprididae
Product: tumor necrosis factor receptor superfamily member 11B-like
Exons: 5
Coding region: 52-1317 (421 amino acids)
Molecular function (GO): protein binding
Source: RefSeq, a predicted model, not a curated record